Messenger RNA from Cottoperca gobio, 1610 nucleotides. Its product is annotated as 5-hydroxytryptamine receptor 1-like. The record is from RefSeq and is a predicted model, not a curated record. Gene Ontology annotation, molecular function: G protein-coupled receptor activity. Lineage: Eukaryota; Metazoa; Chordata; Actinopteri; Perciformes; Bovichtidae. The transcript is spliced from 2 exons. Gene Ontology annotation, biological process: G protein-coupled receptor signaling pathway. The coding region runs from base 417 to 1610 and encodes 397 amino acids. Gene Ontology annotation, cellular component: plasma membrane.
CUUGCCAUUAAUCAAAACUGAUGUUUAAAGAGGAAGGUCAAGGAGUGGCUUAAAACUGCAAUUUACUUUUUAUGUAAUCUCUUCAGCGGGGCAUGGCAAGGUCAGACAACUCCACAUUCUCCUGAUUACAGGCUAAUCAACUGCAACCAUUCAACGCUGAGCAAAACAAAAGGCAAACACCCUUGAAUACAUUAAUUUAAAACCAGGGGCCCACUUCAACUUAUUUUUAUCAUCUGUAGCGUUUGUCACCAAUCUCAAUCAUUAUGUAACAAGGUGAAUGGCUCUUUUAUACUCCCACUGAGCUGCAGCACAAUAAUGUGGGCUCCAACCAGGAGCUGAAUUUGUCUAGCAUGAACCAAAGAGAUAUUUCACAUUUAAAGACUUCAUGAGAGGAAGCACAAACCGGAGGUGGCAAUAUGGACGUGCACACUUCCUGGAACGAAACAACCGCGUACUAUGAGACUCGCAUGGAUAGGAUGUUUUUCAUAUUCAACUGCAUAGUCUUAACUUUAACAUUAGUCUUGGGUUUACCUGGGAACUUGUGGGUUUGUUGGGUUGUUUUCAGGACCAAGAGUCUGCAAACCUUUAAUAACGCCCUGCUGGUCAGUUUGGCUGCCAGUGACCUCCUGAAGUGCUCUGUGGACACGCCGCUGCUGCUCUUCUCUUUUCUGCAUUACGGGAAGGGCAGCCAGGUGUCUGUGUCUGUGUGCACCCUGCAGCAGUUCACCUAUGCCCUGUGCAGCUGCGUCCAGCUGCUCACGCUGGUCAGCAUCAGCGUUGAGCGCUUCCAAGCCAUCGCGUUUCCUUUCCAAACAGAGAGGAGGAAAGCGAGGGUCCGUCUCUGGAUCCUGUCCAUCUGGGCAUGUGGCUUCAUCCUGGCUGUAAUCUCUCUGACCCUUUCCAAAAAAGCGCUUUUUUACAUGCUGUGCCGUCCACACCUCGGGGAUCAUGGGGACGAGCGUACUCAAUAUUCGGAUCCAUUUGGACCCUACGUGUUGGUCCCGGUGUGGGGAUUGUCUCUGACUGUGAUUGUUAUCCACUACGUGCGGAUAUACAAAGUUGUAAGGAAGCACAGAAAGAAAGUGUUUAGUAGGGGAGUCCAGCUGAGGCCGACUGUGUCGAAACACGUCUGGCUGAAUGUCCCUGCUUCAGCACCAUGGACAGCUCCGCUGGGCUUCUUCAGCCCGCUGCCUCUCCGCCGGACGGUGCUCUUGGUGGCCGAAGCCAAUGCUCCCUGUGCGGGCCCGUCCACAGGAGGCGACCCGGGCGGACCUCCAGAGAUUGUGGGGGCAGUGUGUCUUCUGACACCCUGGGCUAGAGAGCGGGGGAAGAAACGGAUGGAGGGCAAGCUGGCCCAGCGUUUUGGGUACAUCAUCAUUGCAUUCACGCUUUUCUGGGUGCCCAUGGUGGUUAUUUUGCUAUUGAACGUCGUCUCGUGGCAGAACACGGACAAAUUGAUGAUGGAGCUGGAGACAUCUGCUAUGGUGCUGACCUGUAUGCAGGCUGCAGUAGAUCCUCUCAUCUAUACUUUAGUCACCAGACAGUUUCGCUCUGAACUCAGCAAGAUCCUCUCCGCCAUCCCAAGGUGUCCCCUAAAACAGAGGGCCUGA